AUGGCAUCGACAUCCCCCUUCAGACACGUUCGCUCUGUAUCAGGGCACCGAAUACCCCACGGUUGCAAAGGCUUCCUCCGCCGACCGUCACAGUUGUCCUCAUAUAUUUCACAAUGGGGCUCCUCAUCUGACUUCCCCGCCAUUCAGUGCCGACGCUCAACGGUUUCCUCGGCGACACAGCGCCCCAUCGUCGACUCUCCUUUGCUCCCAGAAUACGUCCCCCCUCAGAGCGGCUUGCUUUCGCAUCUUCCCAAGUCAGUCACCCCUUACGCGGAGUUGAUUCGGCUAGACAAGCCUGCCGGAACCUACUACCUUUUCUUCCCAUGUCUUUUCAGCACUCUCAUGGCGGCAAGCGUCGCUGUUCCCAUAGCUUCUCCUCUAUCCGUCCUAGGCACCUCUGCUCUUUUCCUCACGGGUGCCGUCGUCAUGCGGGGAGCAGGAUGUACCAUCAAUGAUCUCUGGGAUCGCAACUUGGACCCGCAGGUGGCGCGUACUCGACUGCGUCCUAUCGCCAGAAGAGCUAUUACUCCGGAAGCGGCCAUCGUCUUCACAGGUGCCCAGCUACUCACUGGCCUUGCUGUACUACUGCAGUUUCCGACUGAAGUAUUUUGGUAUGCCACACCAUCGCUUGCGUUUGUUGCGACGUACCCCUUGGCCAAGCGAGUCACCCACUACCCUCAAUUCGUUCUCGGUCUUACGUUCUCAUGGGGCGCGAUGUUGGGGUUUCCAGCUCUCAGUGUAGAUCUCCUUGCAAACCAGUCAGCUCUAAUCGCCGCGGCCUGUCUAUAUUCAAGUAACGUUGCCUGGACCGUCCUCUAUGACAUGAUAUACGCACACAUGGAUAUCAAAGACGACGCGAAAGCCGGUAUCAAAAGCAUUGCUCUCAGGCAUGAUAAGGAUACCAAGACCGUGUUGACCACGCUUGCAGCUGUUCAAGUCGGUCUCCUUGGAGCAGCGGGCACCGCGCUUGGUAUGGGACCUGUCUUCCUCGUAGGCUCGUGUGGCGGCGCUGUUGCCACUCUAGGAACCAUGAUUUGGAGAGUUAAGUUCAAAGACGUGACCAAUUGCUGGUGGUGGUUCGUGAAUGGUUGCUGGAUCACUGGUGGCGCUAUCUCUGCUGGACUCCUGGGCGAAUACUACACUCGACUCUCCGCUACUCUUAGCCCAGACGAGCCGGUAAAAACAUAAUCUGCGAGGACUCUAUCUCAAUAAUGUGGCUGAGAUUGUCUUAUUCUCAUAUUUGAACCUCAUCGAGAAGGCGUUUCAUGUACAUUUACGAGCUUGAGGCCAGGUGUUGUGCGCCCUGCGUUGUACUAUGUCAAAUAAAGUUCGCUUAUCCUUCAGGAACAUGCCCGUAGCCCCAGUUGUGGAGUACUCCUGGCGCUGGUAAUAUCAACGUCAUACCGACUUUGAUAUAUACUCAACACCUUACUGGAACACCAUGAUGUCGAGGACUACCAGGCCGAUCUUUGCACUUUUCAUAUCCCUGCUAUAAUCGCUGCAAUGAGUUCUUCGAAUAGAAAAGUCGUAUCAAGAAAAAUCUCAUAAUUCAUGCAACUAUAUCCUCAGAGUGUAGCCUUGAUAAAGCCUCCCCAAGAACCAUGUAUCUCCAG
Molecule: messenger RNA, 1613 nt
Organism: Mytilinidion resinicola
Lineage: Eukaryota; Fungi; Ascomycota; Dothideomycetes; Mytilinidiales; Mytilinidiaceae
Product: 4-hydroxybenzoate polyprenyl transferase family protein
Exons: 2
Coding region: 1-1188 (395 amino acids)
Biological process (GO): ubiquinone biosynthetic process
Cellular component (GO): mitochondrial inner membrane
Molecular function (GO): 4-hydroxybenzoate polyprenyltransferase activity
Source: RefSeq, a predicted model, not a curated record